This is a messenger RNA of Seminavis robusta, 5188 nucleotides long. The record is from the annotation of a GenBank genome assembly. NCBI's taxonomy places the organism in Eukaryota, Bacillariophyta, Bacillariophyceae, Naviculales, Naviculaceae.
CUUUAGUUGUCUCAUUCCAUUGACAUUAAUCCUUGAAGUACCGUGUGCUCCCCCCUACUGUUGAGCACUGGCGGAAACCAGUUUGCAGCGAUGCGAGAUGCGAGACCAGUUUUGGAGUACGGUAGCUUUUGGAGUCCAGUUCUUACACCAUCCAUUGCACUGUCUACCUGCACGGUGGCUUGUCCAGGGAAACAUCGGUUCUGGUUUCUAGCUAGUCUAGCUAGCUAGCUAGCGUCAUAAUACUCACAAUGAUACAAGAAGCAGAAGAGGACACGAUGAUGCCGCAAGGACGACGCAAGAGGUCUCGAAGUGAAAUGACAGGGGAUAGCUUAGGUGGUGGAGAAGGGGUGCUGUUCACCAUGUACAGGGAACGUUGGGGCAGGGAUCUGCAUCAACGAGAAGCCUACACAACAUACAACCACCAGAGCCAUUCCAUGCCAAGACGACAAGCUACAGCACACAACUGUAUGAUUGAUGAUGAGUGCUCUCCUCGUCAGUCUCCAUGGAGAACGACCAACUCAUCCUAUAGCAGUGCCAGACACUGUGGAAAAAGACGGAACUACCUUCUCUUGUUGCCAGUCUGGAUAGUGUUGUGGUUCUCGCUCCUCAUGGGCGAGAGCCAUGCCAGUGUGGCGUGCAACACCACCGAGCAGUGUGUUGCCAUCUUGCAACAACCGGGCAGUAGUACUGAUUGCGUCGAUGGCUAUUGUACCAAUCCGUUUCAAGAGGGAUGUCUGCGACACUAUCUAGGCACAGACCGAUUUCCUUCCAAACGGACCUGCAAUUCCGAAGAUAUGAUCUUUUCGGAGGAAACACAAGAAUGGGUGUACGAUGACACCCAUUGUCAGAUAUCGCCCUUUGGUUAUUCGGAAAUUCGAAUCCUCAGUCAAAAUUGGGAAUCGGCCAUGUUCACAUCGUGGAUUCUACAAAUUGUCUUGAGUGAAUUGGCACAAGUGCCGGCCACGAUCGAAUCGAGUGGCCCCAAUCGACAAUUGAAUUUUUACGAUCCUGCCAUGAGUUUCAGUUAUGGAGCUUUGGGAUAUGAUUUUGAUGCCCUCCAACGGGCCAAUACCGUCUUGCUAGGUGCCACUUGUCCGCGGCAAUGGCGGCAGACGGACAAUGCCACACUCUACCAGAGUUGCGCCCAUGUCAUUACCGAAGUCUGGAGUGGGCAUGCCCCGACUGUGGCCGAAUUGACUGCUGCGAGUGUUUUGGAACCUCCGGAAGGCACGGGCGCGGUCGGCAAACUCAGUUGGUUCCUGCCCAAAUUCGUGGCAAAGCGCGAUCCCAGUCUCACUCAUUGGUUGGGCAUUGCCGGAGACUUUCAUCGCCGGAAAGUCGCAUCUACCUUUUAUACCCCCACCACGUUUGGACACUACUGUCGCGAGAUUGUUCCCCACAAUUGUACCAUUGAAACGUUAUUUGCCAGUCGACCACCACUCGAUGAAGCAGAAGCCGACAAAUAUUUUGUACCGGGAGGUAUUUAUCAAGGUUACUUUCGAUAUACCGAAGAAAACGAUUGCGACUUGCAUCCGACGACGUGUCACGGACACAUUGCCGAUGUCCCGUGCGAAUGGACUACCUUUGUCACACCGCAAGCGUAUCAUUUAGAUAUUGCCGUGGCGUCGAAAGGUUCGCUCGAACCCAAUCAUGCCUAUUCCUAUGGACAAUUGCUCGAUAUUUGGGCCGCGGCCAAUGCCACCCAAUCGGCACUGCUCUUUUAUUGGUGGUAUCCCGAUCCUACUUAUCAACGUUAUUUGGGGACGGAUGCGGAAAUGCAAGCGGUCCAAUUGCCACCGCCGCAACAGGAAUGUGUCACGCAUCGAGUGACACCGGCCCAACGGUGUUCUGCCAACAGUACCGAACGACGAGCCGAUGCUGUCGGGGCGUGUGAUCCGGAAGCCCAUUCCUUGUGGAAAUUGAUCAUUGCCAAUCUGUAUCCGUAUCUGCAAGGGCGAAUGCCACAACUCGACAAUAACAAUCAGAAUGAAUCGUCCAGUGAUGACACAAUGACAACAAUGACUAUAAAUGUUGGUGAUCCCAACAUUGCCAAAUACGGACGAGCAUUUCAAAGUCCCGCCUACGGGGUUCUCCAGGCACUCUCCAUUACCGAAUUGCAAUUGGGAGAUAUGCUAGAGGCGUGGGAAUUAAAGGGAGUCGACCAGUGGAAUUACGAUCCUCGCGAGGCCGUCUGCGAAUGGAUGGCCGCCAAUGUCGACACGUUCCAAACAUGGAUCCCACGAACGUAUCCUCGCGUCUUGCAACAAGAACGAUACAAUCAGGAUACACCCGUGCUGCAUGGGAUUGCCGUCGGAUUGGCCAGUACCGUGAUUUUGGGGGUCGUGGCCGUGUCGUGUGCCGUCUAUUAUUGGCGCAAUCGACCCGUCCUCAUGUUUGCUCAAGUCGGAUUCUUGACGUUUGUCUUGUUGGGAUUGUUAUUGGUCAGUCUCGCCGCAUUGUUCAAGGCCGUUGAACCACGGGAUGGAGUGUGCGUGGCACAACAGUGGCUGCUCUUGUUGGGCUUUACGCUGGAAUUGGUACCGUUAAUUGUCAAAGUCGGAGCCAUUCAUCGCAUGAUGCAAGCCGCCAAGAGAAUGAAACGCAUCACGCUGCAAGUACGACAAUUGUACGGGACGGUGCUCUUGUGUUGUGUGGCAGCGGUAUUGCUCUUGUCCAUUUGGACAGCCGUGGAUCCAUCCCAACGGACCAAAGAUAUCACGCUGCAUCCCGAUCGAAUCACCGAGCAUGGGGAAACCAUUGUCACGGUCACGCAUUUUUGUGCUUCGGAAAAUACCGUUUGGCGAUAUACCAGCAUGAUUUGGCAGUUGAUACUGUUGCUGUGUGCCACCAUUCUUGCCAUUCAAACACGCAAUAUACGACAAGAUUUGAACGAAUCUCAUACGCUGGGAGUCAUGAUUUACUCGCAGUUUGUCUUUGUGGUGCUUCGAUCCAUUACCUUUGUGCUAGAGACGGUGAGCGUGGAUGGGGCCGCCUCCAUCUCACGCAGUACUCUGGAAGCACUACGAAGUUUGAUUCUCAGCCUCGAUGUCUUUGUGGCACUCAAUAUUUACUUCACGCCCAAGUUGUGGAUGCUCUACCAUCACGAUGACGACUAUUUCAAAACCAUGUUGGCCGUGCAGCGAAGGGCGUCAUCGGUGGUAGAUUCGGUUUCCAGGUAUUCAAUGAUCAAUACCGGUACCACCGGAAGCGGUCUCAACCUUAACGGUUCCGUUUCGGUAUGUGAUCCUGUUAUGGAAUUAGAUUUGUCCGUGGCAUCGGGCAGCAAGACUACAACGACAGCCAGGCGACGGCGGUCUUCGAAAAUGUCAUCGUUGGGGUUGACGGGAUCAUCUCUCUCAAAUAUCAGCAAGGAUAUGGACAAUUCUUUUCGAACAGCAAAUGCCAGUGCAAUCGUGGACAUUAAAGACAUUAUUAUUCCAGAAGGGCAGGAGGAUAUGGACAAAACCGAAAAGGUUGCCAACUCGAGCACCAGAAACCUAAAUUACAAGGUGAAUGGUUCCAGCGAUAUCUGCGCAGAAAUGAUCGAUGACGAAGAAACGCCCCGGGGGGCACAUCCACGAAGCGGCAGUGGUAAGACGGACAGUACAAAGUCGACAGCGUCCGAAACGAUUGACGAUGCAUCCGAUGCAGAGCGAAAACUAGCAAGAAAGUCGCACAAGGAGUUGCUCGAAGAAGGCCUUCGGAACUUCCGAAACUCGUAUGUAUCACGGGCAACUCUGCUUGAACAGGCCGCGGCAGUUGCUACCGAUACGGAACCACCAAUGGCAAUAGCAGCGUCUGCGACCAUCAUAGAUCACGAGGAAGAGCCAUCCGACUCAGAAGAUGACGAGGAAGGACAAGGGAGAAACGGUGUACUAGAUGUACUAGAUGAAAAGUCUGGCCAGGCUGGGGAAGAAAGAGGCGAUACCAAGGACGAAAGGGAGUCUUUGGUGAGGGAAAAUCAACACAAUCAGGCAGAAAAGCGAAAAGCCCGCAGCUUCUCCGGGAACGAAAAGCAAAAAGCAUCACCGACAGAGACACGCCGAAACUCGGAUGGGAAAGACCUGCGCAACACGAAUGUCAGAAAGAGUUGGCAAGAUUACCUUCAGGGCAUUCAAAAGAGCACCAGAAACGUUGUUGCUGCGAUAGGCAACGACGAGACGGCGGAACAACGGACGAAUUGGACAAAAUACGUCAACGAGCAAGGGGUCGGCGACGAAGGCUUUGAGUUGGAUGGCGAAGAGACAAGUGAGAUUGACGACAUCUUCUUCGAAGAGCUCUGUGACAACGACGAGGAUCUGACAGACAUGCACUAUUUCUCUUAGUAGAGCUGUCAAAGUCUUGUUUGCUGGUUGUUCUCUCUCCUUUGCAAGCGGGGAGGGUUGAGAGCGAGGGUGAAACGCAUCCUCGCACCAGGCAACGAAGGAAGGAUUCGAUUCGAUGAUUCAGUCAAGACUUUCCACGCUCAACACAGCCGUGACACCGGCGGUGAGAGGAGCAAAAACGGGGUUCCAUCGGGGUGACGAAUCCCCCAGAACCAAUAGCUUAUGUUGCACCGGUGUUCUUGCACCGUUUUACAAGCAAGGUGUGUUUUGCUGUACGCUGACCCACGGGGCUUCUUGGCAGUUCGGCUCAACGGGUAGAAUGAUGGGAGAUCGUUGAUCCCGUUGCACCCACUCAGGAUUCGGCCGGCUCAACCGCCCGGCAAUCGUGAAGGACAGUUCACGCCCGCAACCAUUCACUUGCCCUUUCUCAUGGACUGGACAAUACUACGGUAGCUGCCGGUACCCAUGAGUCAGACGAGAAGUUGAAUCGAAUCUUGGAGAGUAUCGCCCUAACCUCUGCCUGUGGAUAACAGUUAACUGACCAUCAAUAGAGCCGCUCUAGGACUGACAAUUUUGAAAUCUCGUAGCAUGUUCUUGUGGUAGCAUUGUAUGCAGCAAAUCUAUCCACAGCACGAUAAGAUGCAAGAUUUCUUGAUUAGCAAGCGAGGGCUUUGAUCCUGAGAUGAUGGUAUCGUACUAGUACUACAUGUAGUACCCGCACGAGCUUCCGUGUUUCAAGUCCUUGUGAUGUCGCCUGUCGCAUCGUACCGUCCUGUAAACUGUACCUACUUGUAGCUCCAGACGUGGUUAGACGUCUUUAAUUCUUAAAAUAACGAAGCAACAUAAACAAAUAAUGGAAACAG